UUACUGGACUGGUGAGGUCAGUAGUAGCUAUGUCAGCGCAGGAAUGGGGAAUCUGCCUGAGGGGAAAAGGUGUAGCAUCUAUGACAGUACCAGUGUACAUCGCAGAAGUUGCUCCACCACACUUAAGAGGCAGAUUAGUUACCAUUAAUACGCUGUUCAUCACGGGAGGGCAGUUUUUCGCAAGCGUCGUCGAUGGACUCUUCAGCUACCUCGCAAAGGAUGGAUGGAGGUACAUGCUGGGCCUCUCAGCUGUUCCGGCAGUUAUACAGUUUCUUGGCUUCCUGUUUCUUCCUGAAAGCCCCCGUUGGCUCAUUCAGAAGGGCCAGACUCAGAGAGCGCGGAGAAUUCUCUCUCAGAUGCGUGGUAACCAGGCAAUUGAUGAGGAGUAUGACAGUAUCAAAAACAACAUUGAAGAAGAAGAAAAAGAAGUUGGAGCAGCUGGACCUGUGAUCUGCAGAAUGUUAACAUACCCUCCAACUCGAAGAGCCUUAAUUGUGGGUUGUGGUCUGCAGAUGUUUCAACAACUGUCAGGGAUUAACACCGUCAUGUACUACAGUGCUACCAUUUUGCAGAUGUCCGGAGUUCAAGAUGACAGGCUUGCAAUCUGGCUGGCUGCACUGACAGCAUUUAUAAAUUUCAUCUUCACUCUUGUGGGAGUCUGGCUUGUUGAAAGAAUGGGUCGCCGGAAACUUACCCUUGGUAGCUUAUCAGGUACUGCUGUAGCACUCAUUAUCCUAGCUUCGGGAUUUUUGCUAUCAGCUCAGGUCUCGCCAAGAAUCACACUUACUCCACCAGAUCCUUCACAUCAAAACUCUACCUGCACAAAAUACAGUUAUUGUAAUGGAUGUAUGUUAGAUCCAGACUGUGGUCUCUGCUACAAACUGAAUAAGUCAAGUGUCGUCGAGUCCUCAUGUAUUCGUGUUGAUAAAGAUUCUACAAUGAAAGCAGCUUGGGGCAGGUGUUCAAAUGAAACUGUAUUCAAAAAGGAAGAUUUAUUUUGGGCAUACAAUUUCUGCCCCACUCCAUACUCUUGGACAGCACUUCUGGGCCUUAUUUUAUACUUGGUUUUCUUUGCGCCUGGGAUGGGCCCUAUGCCCUGGACAGUCAAUUCUGAAAUUUACCCACUUUGGGCAAGAAGUACAGGAAACGCAUGUUCAUCUGGAGUCAACUGGAUUUUCAAUGUGCUCGUGUCACUGACAUUUCUGCAUACAGCUGAAUAUCUUACAUACUAUGGAGCGUUCUUCCUCUAUGCAGGGUUUGCUGGCUUGGGACUCGUUUUCAUCUAUGGCUGCCUUCCUGAGACUAAAGGGAAAAAACUAGAGGAAAUUGAAUCUUUAUUUGAAAACAGGCUAUGUACAUGUGGUAUGUCAGAUUCUGAUGAAGGGAGGUAUAUUGAGUAUAUUCGGGUGAAGGGAAGUAAUUACCAUCUUUCUGACAAUGAUGCUUCUGAUGUGGAAUAAUUUUCAGCUGCUGAUAUAUUUAAUCAUUUAAAAGCCUUCUGAGGGAAGAGCAGCUCUUUGAUGACCUCACUGCCCUGCUUCUGGUCUGGUUCUCCUUUCUACUGUCUAGUUAAAAAUGCCUUCAUAUUCAAAAAUGCUCCAUUUGGGAGGCAAUUCGGUAUGCUCGUGUUUUCUUGAUAACUAAAAGCAAUGGCUUCCAAAAAAGAUCAAAUUCCAUGAUUAUGUGAAUUAACCAACUGUGUGCAGUACUGCACCCUCCCAAGGUGUUCAGUGCAAUGCCCUGCACCAAAUGAGUAUAGAAGGCUCUCCCAAGAUGGUUAGUGGUUAUCCGUAUCUUCAGUGCUGACACAAACAAUACAAUAAUUAAUCAGAAAGCAGCUGAGAUCCGUCUGAUGCCCAUUCCAUAGCGGCCUAGCAUAUGGGUCUGCUAUGUCGUACAAAAACUGAGGAAUGCAUGAGCUGCUGUAAUGGUAAUCAUUUAAAAGGAUUAACUGAGCUUAUUAUUCCUUAUUAUCAGAGGGAACAUUUCCCUAAUUUACCCUAAUAGAAUUUCACUUCUAUUUAUUUGUGAGCAUGAGUAGAGAGCCAUACUCACCUAUGUGGUGUUUCGCUAGGGUGGCAUAAGUGUGGGUUACAUGGGGUUAUCCAGCCGCUGGUGCUCUUUGAGUAUACACUACAAUCAGUAGUUGGUACCUGUGAGAUAAACUACCAAAAAUAACCUUCUGCUAGCAGUAAAACAGAACUAAGUGUGUGACCACAUGUACAAAAGAACUGGUAUCUAUUGCGAAGUACGAAAUAGAGGCUUCAGUUAGUUGGAAUAAAUCAUUUUUGUUUCCACAUUUGAACAUUGGGGUAUGUGCCUAGUUUUGCACACAAAAUAUCAUGAACUAAAAGGAGUAAAAGGAGGGGAAAGGUUUUGUGCUGCCAAGUGUACACUGAGCUCCCCCCUUGUGCCCUUUACUCACGAAUAAUCAUAUUGCCUUCAGGUUAUUUGUGCAGAGUAAAUGAACCCCAGCAAAUUUUUCCUUCAGAAGGUCUUAAUUAACCAUUGUCUUACUGGAUCUGAACAAAAGUAUUAGCAAUGGACAGAAGCCUUCAUCUCAUAUUAAUUACCUUACUGAAGCAUUGCAAAAUUGUCAAGAAAACGUCCGGCACAAAAAUCAAGUGGACUGCCUUUAGCAUGGUAAUGAAAAUAUUUAUGGUAUUUGUUCACCUGACAUGAUUACUUGCCUUGGCAAAUUGGGUUUUAUGCGGCUACAUAAAAAUAUUAUGAUUUUUUUCCCUUGCCCUGGCCUCACUGCUUUAAUUCUUCAGAGGUAUGAGCUUGAAAGCAUCAGGAAUUCAAACUCUUACCUUUGAAAUAUUUGCUUCAUGAAAGAAUGUGGAAAACCUCCUCUGCCUAUGGUGGGUUCCCCGUUUAUGUGGUAAAAAUACAUUUAUUUUCAUUGUGUAAAAAAUGUUGGGUUCGUUAGCUUUUAUAGGUAUAUUUCGUGGGCUUUUCUUGGGUUGAAAAAUAUUUUGAAUGUAAGAGUACUAUCAAAAUGAGACUGGAUGUUUGUUACUAAAUUAUUUUUGUUGGAUAAAGUAUGGAUUUUUUUUUGUUGUCGGAAUGAUGAAGUUUGAUGAAGUCUGACGUUAUGCUAUGCAGGUGGUUUUCUUACUCUCUUCAAUUAUUGAACUUCAGUGAUUGGGGUCUAUUUUGGGUCAUUUUCAUUUUUACUUGAUUAAUGAAAGAAGUAUUUUUUAAAAGAAAACAUUUUAAAGCAUCCCUCUGUAAUUUGACUGGAAGUAAAAGGGGAAAGCGUAGCAGACAGAGGGAAUUUUAAAUGAAUCAUGGUGAACGGUGGAGCCGGAGCGUUUCCUGGUGCAGCGAGAGAGCUGGAUUCUCAGGCCUUAGAUCUUUCCUCUCCUUUAAGCGCACAAUGUUUUAUGCUCAUAAGCACCAGCUGUAGAAAAUGUUCAGCUCUCCCAAGCCGUAUACGAAUAUAGCCCCUGCAGAAUGUCUCUGUUAGGCUGUCACCUCGUUGAAGCCUUCACCAAAGGUGCAAUACCUUAAAUGAGAAAAAGGGAUACUCGUCACCGACAAGAACAGGAUAGUUGUAAGGGUACGGAGGCUGCUUCUUGCAGCUGAAAAAAAUCUGUCUGUCAGGACCGAAUUCAGAAGAGUUUCAGUAUCUGGAGCAGCGUAGGAGUCGGUGUUCUAACGUCCAGCCUGUGCCUACCGCUACCCUACGCAGGGACAGACUGAAGCAGGUAUUUGCAGGCUUUUCAGAGCAGGGGCUGCGGCUCUGCUCCCCCUCGGCGGCAGCCCCUGCUCGCCGCCCUACCUGCCCACGUCCCCCUGGGGCAGGCUUUUCAGGAGCCAGGCCAAAGCCCACGCGAGCGUCCCUGCUCAGGCGGGCUGCAGCGCUUCACUGGCGCUUUGCUGCACGGAGGUCCACAGUUAGAGGAAACCGUUGCUUUUGUUUGGCAUAACGAAAGCAAAGGCACGAUAAAGCUCACUCUCUCAAGAUCAGUGUCUUUGUUUGGUUUUUGCAGGCAGUGCUGGGGCUCUUUAACAACCGAAGACCAUCUUUCUUUGCCUGCGUUGUUUCGCGGACGUUCCCAAAAGUGACAUGCAGUUGUGUUCGGUCCUAGACUAACUUUCUGACACACCAGCUGGAUCUUACUGAAGCGAUUUUCUGAAGUUUUGCAUCCCAUGCUCUUUUUUUCUUAGGCGAUGCGAUUAAAACACGUGCAUUUUAUUCCUGAUUGCCACUGGUAAUGAGGGUGCAAAAUAUAUCAGCUUCUUUAUUGUCACUCCCCCCUCCCACCCCCAAAGAGUUGGGCUUAAGUCUUCCUUUUAGGAUUGCUUUACACAAAGAUAACAUUCCGUACCUUAGAAACAGCGAAGCUAGUACCAAGCACUAUGUGUAAUAAAAAUGAGAUCAAAUAAAUACUUGAAAUUAAUCUUACACAAUUAGGGUUUUAUUUUUAGAAUCUGUGAACAUUUUUAAUGUAUGAAGAAAAUUAAAUAAAUGUUUCUAUUUUGCAACAGAUUUUUUAUAUUUGUGCAUAUUUUAAGUUUUAAGAGAUUUUGCUAAGGAUAGACUUAUUAACAUUCCAGAUCAAAGGAUAAAAGUACAAUGUAGCUGAAUAAUUUCUUAUGACAGGGUUUUAAUUUAUAAAGUAGCGUAAGUAGUGUGUCUAAGCACAACAUUGUUUUAUUAAAAGCUUUCUGCAGAAGAUGUGAAAUAGUUUCUUCACAAGGCCUGCACACUUAAUUCAGGUGUUCUGUGCAUCAGGAAUGCUAAUAGAACUGGUUGUAUAGUUUUGCAUGAAUUGCAUAUUGAUUAUAUACCAUAAUUUGAGGUAUUUUAGUACAUCUGAUGCUUUAAAUAUUUUCGUCUAAGAGCAAGUAUAAAAGAAACAAUUCCUGAUGUAUUGUAAAUCUUUUUAAUUUAAUUCACGUAUAGUGGUUUGUUAAACAUUUUUAAAUUAAAAUAAUUUUUUAGGUCAUUUGCACCUUGUUUCUUCCCCUUGUCACUUUGUUGAUCAAAAUCAGUUUCAAAACAGACACAAACCUGUUUUGAAAAUAACAGCGGAGUAAGCCCUUAGGACUCGUUUUGAGAAAUGAAGUUCAGCUGCUACUCCUGUGUGUUAGUUCAUUCUCCUAGACAUUGCCACCCACUGACUUGCAGUGACGGCCAUGCCAGAAAUUUUGUAAUAAGAGAAAGGUGCGUCAUGAGGAACGUUGUUCUAGUGCUGACUUACUAGUGAAUGAGCUGAAAAAUGCAGCGUUUCACUUGCAAAGGAGUUUAGUGGUGGGAGGGUGGAAGAGCAAAGAUGCCACAUCGCGAGCCCUGCCAAGUCGCGCGCCGGCUGGGGCAGCCGUCGGCAGCGUAGAGGAGUUGUCUCUUGCUUCUCCCGCUGUGCGGGUGCCUGGGGGCCGGUAGCAGCGGUGAUGGGGCCAGGCCGGCUGCUGGACCUUGCCAUAGGGCCGGCCCUGCCCAGUCCUGCAGCAGGGAGCGGGAGGAGAGGGACCGGUGAGACUGUUGGGAGCAUGGCCAUGCUGCACAGCGGCGGUCCCAGGGAGGACAAGUGGGAAGAAGAGCACGAGUGCUUCACUCCCACGACCUCACGGAGGUGAGAACAUGGCAUGCGAGUUGAGAAAGCUAGUAUUUUUUUUCCUCUGUGAAAUCUCUUUUGCCCUUCUUAGUCCCUCAGGUUGAGGCUGGAGAGAAGUUCUGAUUUUCAGGGGCUGUUACAAGACUCCUGGCACUGAGCAGGGGUCUCUCCUUCGGGUAUGAGGGUCUUGGGUGCAGCCCCAAAGCCUGCAAGGGGUAAUUAAAGAUAGACCUUGUACUUCUCAGCUUUAUACCCAACUUUCUACUUCUCAGCUUUAACAUUCUUCUGACAUGGUUGUCUUGAAAUUUUGCUUGUAUAGGAGGCUUUGCUAGCCAAACAUUACUAAACAAGAAAGAGGCACAGUCUUCAUGGUAUAGAGAGGUCUUCAAACAGAAAUAAGAGAGAAGACAAAAGUUCUGCUAAGCACUUUAAAGAGUAAGGUAUUUGUGCACUUUUUUUGAGAGAGUCAGGCUAACCAAAACCAUUCCUCUGCAUUGGGAAGAAAAUAGAGCUAUGUGUACCAGGCCAGAAGCAGAUAAUCCCACAAUAUGUGCUUUAUGGCAAAAUGUGUUUUUAUUGCGGGUAACAUUUACAGCUUACAUGUAGCUGCUGCCUAUAAAGUGACUGAAUUGUUCUCUGGAUUUUAAGAAGUCACAUUUUUUUGUGCAGAAAUCUUAGUGGUUUUCUAUCAAUAUUCAUCGCCUUGUGUACAGUACAGUUAAGCAUAAUCCACAAAGUGAUCUAGGUUGUGGCAGUGUUAAAAAUGUCAGCACAGUAAAAUCUAGGUGAACAUUGUUGAAGAAAUAUUGUUGUUUGUGAUACUGGGGGUAAAGCUCCCUAAAGGCAACUAUAUAUAGAUUUUAAAAGUCUGAGAAAAUGGCAAUUCUUACCUAUUUUGUGUAUGUUUUCAUAUAGAGAAGGAGUUUUUUAUGUGCCAAUAAUCAUUACUGUAGUGUUUUGUAAAUGGGUGUUAAUGGUGUUUCAGAGUUCUGUAUAUGAGAAUAUACUUUAACCACAAUGACCUGUUAGUGUGAGCCAACGGCAUGUUUUUAAUCUUGCACCUUUUCUCAAAGGUGUUCACUUGUCAGCUUCAAUAGAGCUCAUUCACACCAGUGUAAGUUAGACCAGAAUCAGGCCUCAAGAAUCCAGAGUUCAUCUAAAUCCCCACUUUUUUGCAUUACACAGAAAGUAUGUUUUAUUUGAAUGAUUUGGCAUGUUUAAUUGUGAAGCUGAAGGUAUGGUUCAGUUACGCUCCUCAGUUUCAUUUGGAUAUAAUUUUUUGAAAAUUGGUUUGACAUUUCAUCAUAUUUAUAUAAAUACUAAGGUGAGCACUGAUUAGUGAUAAUUACUCGUAACAUCCAUUUACUUAUAAAUGAAACAGCAGUUUAUGAAGUGUUAAAAUAAAGGCAAAUUUCUCUUGCUGCCUUAAACUUUCCACUGACUUUGGAGGGAACUGAAUGUACAACCAUCAUUGUGACUUCUGCAGGAGAAGCUUAAUUUUGUGGGACAGAUCCUCAGCAGGUGCAAAAUGACACAGCCGCGUGGUACCAGGAUGCCUGCUCUGACUUACACCGCAGGCUCUGCCAAGUGUACCCCUGUCAUCUGCUCAAUUUUAAGUAUUUGAAUAGUCCCUAGGAACUCAAUAGGAUUGUUCAUAUGCUUGAAAUUCUUUACGUGCUCGAGUGUCCUGCUGGUUCAGGGCAUAGCUGGGAAUUGGCACUAGUCAUGCAUCAACUUUUGUCUGGAAUCUCGCAACCCUACAAAAUCUUUAACUGGAUUUUCCUGGGAUAAAUUCUAUUUAGAAUAUUUGCAAUAUUAUUGGAGACCAAAUUUGUAGUAGUACUUUUGUUUUUAAUAAUAACAUGCAUAUGAAGCCAUCAGGCAUACUCUAAUCCCUGGAUGCAUGUUACAUUAUUUAGUACAAAGCAGGUUUUGGCAAAACUAAUUGUCAAAUUGUCUGUUCAGAUUAUUUCUUAACAAUGUCAAACAUGUGCCAUUUCCUUUUGCAGCCAGUCAAGCCUAUAAUGUAUGAAAGUGUUGUACAUUUUCUGAAACUUAAGUGAUGUCAAAUUAUUUAAUUGAAUUCUGUUCUGAUUGCUUUCCUGAAGUUUGGUCUUUAACAUAAAAAUAUCUUCAAUGAAUUGUCAGUGCCAGAAGUGUAAAUGAACAAAAUAAAAGGUGAGAUAAUUAAAUACA
Molecule: messenger RNA, 7763 nt
Organism: Struthio camelus australis
Lineage: Eukaryota; Metazoa; Chordata; Aves; Struthioniformes; Struthionidae
Source: RefSeq, a predicted model, not a curated record